This is a messenger RNA of Chlorella variabilis, 1418 nucleotides long. RefSeq lists its product as hypothetical. Gene Ontology annotation, molecular function: GPI-anchor transamidase activity. The record is from RefSeq and is a predicted model, not a curated record. The transcript has 6 exons. The coding region runs from base 153 to 1418 and encodes 421 amino acids. Gene Ontology annotation, biological process: attachment of GPI anchor to protein; proteolysis; protein localization to cell surface. Lineage: Eukaryota; Viridiplantae; Chlorophyta; Trebouxiophyceae; Chlorellales; Chlorellaceae. Gene Ontology annotation, cellular component: GPI-anchor transamidase complex.
CGCCGGGGGACGGGGCAGUGGCGGGGCUCGGAUAGGGUUCUUGCGCCCCCUUGGCCGGCCCACCUCUUCAAACAGAAGCUGUGCAUCGGGGACACAAUCAUUGUUGUUAGCUCACGCUGCAUUCAGCCCCCCUGGCGCCGGGGGCGGCUGCGAUGGGAAACAAAGCUGGAGCUCUGCUAGCAGGACGCCUGCUGCUGGCCCUCCUAUGUGUGGUGCGCAACGGGGCGGCCAUGUCAGGGCCAAGCGACACCUGGGCCGUGAUCAUCAGCAGCUCUCGCUUCUGGCUGAACUACCGGCACAGCAGCAACGCUCUGGGCGUCUACCAGGCCGUCAGGAGGCUGGGCAUCCCCGACAGCCGCAUCAUCCUGAUGCUUGCGGAGCAGCCCGCCUGCUCGCCGCGCAACGUCCAUCCCGGCCAGCUCUACCUGGCGCCGGGGGCUGGCGCAGCAGCUGGCGGCAGCAGCGGCGCCAUGCUCAACCUGCUGAGCGGCGAUGCGGAGGUGGACUACCGGGGGCGGGAGGUCAGCGUGGACAGCGUGCUGAGGGUGCUGACAGGCCGCCACCCGCCGGGCACCCCCGCCUCCAAGCGCCUGCGCUCCGGCCCCGCCUCCCGCGUGCUGCUCUACCUCACCGGCCACGGCGGCGACGAGUUCCUCAAAUUCCACGAUGAGGAGGAGCUGCUGGCUGCCGACAUUGCGGGGGCGGUGCACCAGAUGGCGGCGGCGGGGCGGUACGGCGAGCUGCUGCUGGUGGCAGACACCUGCCAGGCCAGCACGCUGUACGGGCGCAUCGCCGCCGCCGCCGCGCCCAACGUGCUGGCAGUGGCCAGCAGCAAGCUGGGCCAGAGCUCCUACGCCCACCACAUCGACCCGGUGGUGGGGCAGCAUGUGGUGGACCAGCUCAGCUUCCACCUGCACCAGUUCCUCAGCGGCAGCGGGCCGGGCCCCAGCCCCAGCCUGCAGCAGCUGCUGGACUACCUGGGUGCGCAGCGGCUGUCGUCAGAGGUGCAGGUGCGCACCGACCUGUCGCCCCGCCACCCCGCCCGGGUCGCAGUCACCGACUUCUUCGGCGCUGCAAUGCCAGGGGCUCCAGCAGCGGGAGGCGCCUCUCCAGCCCCGGUCGGGUGCGUGGGAGCGGGCGCAGAGGGCAGCCGCGCAGCCGCGGCGCUGCUGCAGCUGGCGGCGCAGCAGCAGCGGGGGCACGGCACAGCGGCCGCUGCGCGGCAAGGGCAGCAGCAAUGCUGGCAUCAGCAUCAGCAUCGGCAGCAGCUCCUGCCCUUGUGGCAGCAGCUGGAGGCAGCAGGUGGCAGCAGCGACGCCGCAAGUUGGCUGGUGGCGGGCCGCGGCACGGAGGCGGCUGUCGUGGCGGCCGCAUGGGCCAUUGCGGUUGUGCUGUUGCGCGUGCUGCUCCAGUAUUGA